GUUCAGACUACAGGCAGUUCCUAUGGUGAGACAGAAAGUGCAAGCAACAGGAGUGAGAAGGCUCUCCUGGUAGACCCAUGUAGGAACUUCCACUGCAAAAGAGGUAAAGUCUGCCAUGUGGACAAACAAGGGAAACCCAGCUGUAUUUGCCAAGAUCCUGCUGCUUGCCCUUCCACCAAAGACUACGAGCGUGUUUGUGGUACAGAUAAUAAGACUUACGAUGGCACAUGUCAACUCUUUGGAACCAAAUGUCAACUUGAAGGGACAAAAAUGGGACGCCAGCUGCACCUAGACUAUAUGGGCUCCUGCAAAUACAUCCCCCACUGUACUGAUUACGAAGCAGAUCAGUUUCCACUCCGGAUGAGAGACUGGCUUAAAAACAUUCUUAUGCAAUAUUAUGAACGUGAUCUGCAUACUUCUGGAUUUCUAACUGAAAAGCAAAGGAGUAAGGUCAAAAAAAUCUACCAGAAUGACAAACACCUCAUGGCUGGCGACCAUGCAGUUGAGCUGCUCCUGCACGACUUUGAGAAAAAUUAUCACAUGUAUGUGUAUCCUGUGCACUGGCAGUUUCAUCAGCUUGAUCAGCACCCUGUUGACAGAUUAUUAACACGCUCAGAACUUGCACCUUUGAGAGUCUCUCUUGUUCCCAUGGAACACUGCAUAACCCGUUUCUUCCAAGAAUGUGAUGGAGACCAAGACAAACACAUUGCUUUGAAGGAAUGGUGCCACUGCUUUGGGAUUAAGGAAGAAGACAUAAACGAAAACCUCCUGUUCUGA
This is a messenger RNA of Mesitornis unicolor (brown roatelo), 777 nucleotides long. Its product is annotated as SPARC-like protein 1. Gene Ontology annotation, biological process: anatomical structure development. The record is from RefSeq and is a predicted model, not a curated record. Gene Ontology annotation, molecular function: collagen binding; protein binding; calcium ion binding. Lineage: Eukaryota; Metazoa; Chordata; Aves; Mesitornithiformes; Mesitornithidae. The transcript is spliced from 7 exons. The annotation marks the transcript as partial.